This is a messenger RNA of Triplophysa dalaica, 1536 nucleotides long. It is a transcript of the gene rnf121, whose product is annotated as ring finger protein 121. Gene Ontology annotation, cellular component: Golgi membrane; endoplasmic reticulum membrane. The transcript has 9 exons. Gene Ontology annotation, molecular function: ubiquitin protein ligase activity; metal ion binding. Lineage: Eukaryota; Metazoa; Chordata; Actinopteri; Cypriniformes; Nemacheilidae. The record is from RefSeq and is a predicted model, not a curated record. Bases 23 to 1027 code for a protein of 334 amino acids.
CGAGUUGUCAGUGCUCAGGAAGAUGGCAGGGGUGUUUGAGGUGGAGGUUGACGGCGUAGAGCACGACCACGGACAUGGACAUGGACAUCGCGACGACGGCGCUCAGAUUGAUUUGUCCCAGCUCUCACCAGAGGAGAAGUGGAGAUUGGAACAUGCUAAAAUGCAUGCCAAACACAAAGGGCAUGAGGCCAUGCAUGCAGAGAUGGUUCUCAUUCUCAUCGUCACACUCGUCGUUGCCCAACUUGUCCUGGUUCAAUGGAAACAGAGACACCCCAAAUCAUACAAUUUGGUAACGCUCUUCCAGAUGUGGGUGGUUCCUCUGUAUUUCACCACUAAGCUACACUGGUGGAGGUUUCUAGUGACGUGGUUCAUCUUCUCUGUUGUCACGGCCUUCAUCAGUUUUCGUGCUACCCGUAAACCACUGGACUGCACGACACCAAGGCUGGUGUAUAAGUGGUUUCUCCUUUUAUAUAAGAUCAGCUACACCACAGGAAUUGUGGGCUAUGCUGUUGUUAUGUUCACUCUUUUUGGCAUCAAUCUCAUAUUUAGGAUAAAGCCAGAAGAUGCCAUGGAUUUUGGUGUAUCUCUUCUCUUUUAUGGCCUGUACUACGGUGUGUUGGGUCGGGAUUUUGCUGAGAUGUGUGCAGAUUUUAUGGCAUCCACAGUCGGGUAUUACAGUGCAUCUGGAAUGCCCACCAAGCAUCUGUCAGACAGCAUCUGUGCCGUGUGCGGUCAGCAGAUCCUGGUGGAUGUGAGUGAAGAGGGAAUCAUCGAGAACACCUACAGACUCUCCUGCAACCAUGUAUUUCAUGAGUUUUGCAUACGAGGCUGGUGCAUUGUGGGUAAGAAACAGACGUGUCCGUACUGCAAAGAGAAGGUUGACCUCAAGAGGAUGUUCAGCAACCCAUGGGAGAGACCACACGUCAUGUACGGGCAGCUGCUGGACUGGCUCCGCUACCUCGUGGCGUGGCAGCCCGUCAUCAUCGGACUGGUACAGGGCAUCAAUUACAUCCUGGGUUUGGAAUAACUACAGCGGCCCGUGCAAAGGGACUAGCAUAUCUGAUUCAAACUACGGCGAAAACUACGGUUUGAUUCCAAGGACGCUGGGACUUUUUUAAGGACUGUGUGUCCGAGGAGUUACGUACUGUGUAUAGACACAAGGCGUGCUAAUAUGUCUUCACGUGAAAUUUUACUAGCAGUCUGACCUCAGAUAUUUUCGUUUGAUUAUCUUCGUUUAUGGACUACAUGAAGCUUGGACCUUGUUGUUGAAUCACCUGGUCUUCAUUUUUGUAAAGAAAAAUCGAUUUAGUGUAUUUUUAAAUCAAAUAUUUGUCCAUACGUUUUUUGUUUGUUAACCAACAUCCAUGUAAUUGUUUCCCCCACACUGUUGAUUCAUUUUAUUUUCAUUUUGCAUGUCAGACGCUCUGGUUAUUCGAAGGACGGGGAAGCCUUUGAAUGUGUGUGAGUGUGUGUGUAUGUGAGAUGAGAUGUCUUCUAAUCAGUAAAUGAGCAGUGUGAGAGACGGCUUCAGCCUCA